Messenger RNA from Culicoides brevitarsis, 766 nucleotides. RefSeq names its product small ribosomal subunit protein mS26 (gene mRpS26). Bases 45 to 680 code for a protein of 211 amino acids. NCBI's taxonomy places the organism in Eukaryota, Metazoa, Arthropoda, Insecta, Diptera, Ceratopogonidae. Gene Ontology annotation, cellular component: mitochondrial small ribosomal subunit. The transcript has 3 exons. The record is from RefSeq and is a predicted model, not a curated record.
CUAUUGAGUGACAUCCAUAUGGGCAAGUCAUUGAAAAACUAAAAAUGUUCCGCAACUUAUUCGCUAGAUCAGUAAAUGAAGAAUGUCCUGCAAUAUUGGAGACUCUCAAUGUUCAAGUGCGGUGGAGACGUAAACCUCGCUGGCUAGGAACUGCAAAAACCAAAGUUUUCAGAGUGGCUCCUCGAACUCAACAGGAUCCCGAUGAGCGGGCUUUUAUGAUGAAAAUGAGCUCACAUUAUCGGUCUCAAAUGAAGGGUCUUCGUGCUUUCCUACGUGUAGAAGUUCUGCAAGCGAGUCUUCCUUCUACUACCAGUGUUCUCUUGAAGUCACCAGAACAACUGCAAGCUGAAUUUGAUGAAGCUCUUAAAAUAAACAGCGAAUGGAAUGCAGAGUGUGCAAAAAUACGAGCACGUCGCAUAGAGAAACAAUUGAAGGAACAGGAAGAACUAGUCCUUGAAAAGCUAGCUGCUAAGGAAGAAAGAGAAGAAGAAAUUCGAAAAAAAGUACGUCAAGCAGUUGAAUUGCAAAAGUUUGAAUCAACAAAGUUUAUUACUGAAGAAAACAUCGACGAAGCCAUUGAAAAAUCGUUGGCGAACGAAGUUGACUAUAACUUUGCCAUAGAUUUAGAAGGAAAUAUGAUACAAGGUAGCCAAUCCUAUGGAAAACGGACUACACAAUAAAAUGUAGAAAGCGCUUAGGAGAGAAAUAAAUAAUAAUUAUUAGGUUUUAGCUGAAAAAAAGUCAUUUCUUCUAAAAUUAAAAAAAA